Messenger RNA from Anopheles maculipalpis, 980 nucleotides. RefSeq names its product DNA repair protein complementing XP-A cells homolog (gene Xpac). Bases 4 to 843 code for a protein of 279 amino acids. The transcript has a single exon. Gene Ontology annotation, cellular component: nucleotide-excision repair factor 1 complex. The record is from RefSeq and is a predicted model, not a curated record. Gene Ontology annotation, biological process: nucleotide-excision repair, DNA damage recognition; nucleotide-excision repair involved in interstrand cross-link repair; UV-damage excision repair. Lineage: Eukaryota; Metazoa; Arthropoda; Insecta; Diptera; Culicidae. Gene Ontology annotation, molecular function: damaged DNA binding.
AAAAUGAACGAAACGAAAACCUUUUCCUCGAAGGAGGAGAAGAACUUGUCCGACUAUCAACGCCGCCGCAUCGAGGAAAACCGUCAAAAAGCGAUCAAUCUCCGGCAGGCCCGGCUCCUAACGCACCCAUACAAUUCCGACAAGAAAACGGCGGAAACGGCCGUCUCGGUAAACAACGUGAUUAAAGUAUCCGGCACAAAGUACGUCGACAGUGGCGGUGGUUUUCUGAUUGAACAACGAGCUAAUCCGGUAGAGAAAGAAACUGACGAGGAAACUGGACCCGUCCCGGAAUCGGAUGCCGUUCCAGUACCGGUGGAAUACGAUGAAUGUUUGGAGUGUGGUGAUCGGUUUGCCGAUUCCUAUCUACUGAGCACAUUCGACUAUUCUGUGUGCGAUGCGUGUCGAGAACCGGACGGUCAACAUUCGCUCAUCACGCGUACCGAGGCGAAACAGGAAUAUCUGCUGAAGGAUUGCGAUUUGGACCGGCGUGAGCCAGUGUUGAAAUACAUUAGCCGUAAAAAUCCGCACAAUGUGCGAUGGGGCGAGAUGAAGCUGUACUUGCACCUGCAGAUCGAAAAGCGCGCGCUGGAAGUUUGGGGCACCGAGGAGAAUCUUAUGAAGGAGAAGGAAGAACGGGAGGAAAAGCGCGAAGUGGCGAAAGUGAAGAAGUACAACAAACGGUUGAAAGAGCUGCGGAUGGACGUGAGAAGCAGUUUGUAUGAUAAAACAGUUCAGGCACAUGUUCAUUCGUACGGCGAGUCGGAGGUGUACAACGAGGUGGACGAUACAUACACACGAACCUGCGAGUCUUGUGGACAUUCGGAAACGUACGAGAAAAUGUAGACAGGUGCUCCGAUCUCCAAUCAUCUAAUGUUUAAAGCUACUAGCGCCUAUGGGAUUAGAUUUACGCUCUUGAAAAUUUGUAUUGUUAACGUUUCUCUUGAAAUUAUCAUUAAAACAGAUAAUUUUAGUUCCUCCGG